AUGGACUCAAAUUUGAAGAUUGUAGCUCUUGUUUUCAGAUCCAUCACAGAUCUAUUUUUCAUUCUUCAUAUUACUUUUCAACUUCUUAUUGGGUUCAUGCCUAAGGCACAUGUGGAUUUGAAGGGAAAAGGGUUCCUCAAAUAUGCUUUGGGAAGAGCUAGGAAGAUUAAGUGGUCAUACAUUUUAAUUGAUCUUCCAGCUGUUCUUCCAGUCCCACAGCUUAAGAAGACUCGUGACGCCUUUACUACUCCUUUGUGGAUUAGAGGGGGCUUCAAUUUGUUUCUCUACAUUAAUGCCAGUUAUAUUCUGGGAUCGUUUUGGUACUUCUUUUCUGUUCAAAGAGAGAUGGAGUGCUGGCACAAGGCUUGUGAUGACCAUUUUGCCUGCUUUCCGACCAACCAAAUUGAAAGGUGUAAUAUUUUUAGUAUGAAUAAUAAUAGUUUGAGGAAUAUAACAGCUUUGAAUGAGUUUUGUCCCAUAAAUUCACCAGACACAACCAUCUUCGACUUUGGAAUGUAUCUUGGAGCCCUUCAGUCUGGUAUUGUUGGCUCCACACAUUUUCCAAAUAAGGUGCUCCAGAGUUUCUGGUGGGGUCUAAGAAAUCUCAGUUCCUUUGGUUCAAACCUCCAAACAAGUCCCAAUCCUUGGGAAACCUGCUUUGCAGCACUACUGUCUAUGCUUGGCUUGCUUCUAUUUCUAUACCUCAUUGGAAAUCUACAGUUAUAUAUGCAACUAGCUACACAGAGAACAGAGGACAAAAGAUACAAUAAGAAAGUGGAGAUAAAAAGGCUAAUGAAAGCAAAAGAGCCAGACAUACAACUCUGGGCUUCCACACAUAAGCUUCGUGAGCCUGAGAGAGUGAAGACAGUGAUCAUGACUUACAUGCUUGACACCCUGGAAAACGACAAACAGCUUAACUUCAAACAACUUCAGAAGAAACUGUAA
Molecule: messenger RNA, 945 nt
Organism: Humulus lupulus (European hop)
Lineage: Eukaryota; Viridiplantae; Streptophyta; Magnoliopsida; Rosales; Cannabaceae
Product: cyclic nucleotide-gated ion channel 1-like
Exons: 5
Coding region: 1-945 (314 amino acids)
Source: RefSeq, a predicted model, not a curated record